Messenger RNA from Trifolium pratense (red clover), 2976 nucleotides. Its product is annotated as probable disease resistance protein At5g66900. Gene Ontology annotation, molecular function: ADP binding. Lineage: Eukaryota; Viridiplantae; Streptophyta; Magnoliopsida; Fabales; Fabaceae. The transcript is spliced from 5 exons. The record is from RefSeq and is a predicted model, not a curated record. Bases 252 to 2750 code for a protein of 832 amino acids. Gene Ontology annotation, biological process: defense response to fungus.
GUCAAAAAAAUAUAUACACCAAUACGUGUACUAUGAGAAAAACUUGUAGGCUAAGCUAAAACAAACAAAAGUCAUCGAAAUGUUUGCUCUAUUAUAAUUGACCAUACUUCUAGUUUACUUCAUAUGCUUUCUUUCUCGUUCAAUCUACAAAACAUUUGAUUGAUUCAUUCCACAAUAACAACAAAAAACAAAACAAAACAUUACUUUUGUUGUUGCUUGGUUUUGAUCUCAAUAAAGUACUACUAUCUGUCAUGGCGGAUCUAGUUAGUGGAGGUGCUGAAGAAAUGGUGAAAUAUGUUAUUAAAACAAUAAAAAAUGGUCUAGAAUUUGGUUCCACGCUUCAAACUGGUAUAGAAACUGUGAAAGCUUUGUCUCCUUUACUAGAAAAGAUCAAAAGUUCCACUUCCAACGAUUUGUUGGAUCGACCUAGAGAUGAAGAUAUAGUAAGGUUAGAGACGAAGAUAAGAGGAAUUGAAGAGCUUGUAGAAAAAAGCAAGAAAAUAAAACGUACUUGGUGGAAAUCGUUUUCUUUUCCACGUUACCAAGCUAAGCUUCAGGAGAAAGAUGAGGAUUUGCAGAGACAUUUAGCUGUUCAUGGUCAAGUGAUGUUGUUGGCUAAUGUGACUGAAAUUUUAAAUAUUCUUAAGAAUAUGGAAAAUUUGGGUCAGAAUCAAAAUAGGGGUUUGUGUGGUGCUCCUGAAGCACCUCAUUGUAUGGGAAUGGAUGAUCUUUUAACUCAGUUGAAGAUUGAAAUGAUGAAGAAAGGUGUUUCUGUACGUGUUUUGACUGGUUUGGGUGGAUCUGGUAAAACCACUCUUGCUAAGAAGCUUUGUUCGGAUCCUGAAAUCAAAGGCAAGUUCGGUACAAACAUCUUCUUUUUUACCAUCUCAAAAACUCCCAACUGGAAGAUCAUUGCACAGACGCUAUUUGAAUACUGUGGACGUCGGGUGCCUGAGUUUAAUAACGAUGAAGAUGCAAUUAACCGACUGAGAUCUCUGCUCAGUGAAGUUGGUACAAAUCCAAUAUUAUUAGUCUUGGAUGAUGUUUGGCCUGGCUCAGAAAGCCUUGUUGAGAAGUUCAAAUUUGAUAAAAUGACAGAUUAUAAGAUUUUGGUGACUUCAAGGGAUGCAUUUACAAGAUUUGGCACCCCAUGUAAGUUGGAUCCACUUGGUCAUGAUCAUGCGGUGUCCCUUUUCCGUCACUUUGCUCAAUUGAACGAGAGCAGCUCAUACAUGCCUAAUGAAAAUCUUCUCCAUGAGAUAGUGAAAGGUUGUAAGGGUUCGCCGUUGGCGCUUGAGGUCAUUGCUGGAUCACUCUGUCAGCAGCCUUUUGAGAAGUGGCAAAGUAUGAUGGAAUUUUUUCAAAAUGAAUCCAUUCUGGAGUCUGAGAGCUAUUUUCCCAAUAAUACGCCUGACACUGACUUGCUCUAUCGCCUUCAAGAAAGUUUGGAUUCAUUGGAGGAUAACAAUAAAAAGAACUGCUUCAUUGAUAUUGGCCUAUUUCCUGAAGACCAGAGGAUCCCUGUUACUGUCCUCAUUGAUAUGUGGGCGACACUGUAUAACCUAGAUGAAGAUGGCAAAAAAGCAAUGGCCAUUGUCCAUGAUUUAAACACUAGGAAUUUGAUUAAUGUCAUAGCUACAAGGAAAGCUGCAACAGAAACAGACAUGUACUACAAUAGCCGCUAUGUCAUGAUGCAUGAUCUCCUCAGAGACCUAGCGAUCCUUCAAAGCAAGGGGAAACCAUUUGAACAAAGAAAAAGAUUGAUCAUUGACUUGAAUGGAGAUGAUCGUCCCGAAUGGUGGAUAGGAUCCAAUCAGCAAGGAAUGAUUAGUCGUGUGCACUCAUUCGUAACUGGAUUGUUCGUAAAACAGAAGCAACUAAAGGUUGCUGCCCGUAUAUUGUCUAUAUCAACUGAUGAAACAUUUUCUUCGGAUUGGUGUGACAUGCAACCUGAUGAAGCUAAGGUUCUGAUUUUAAAUCUUCGGUCUGACAAUUACUCAUUACCGGAUUUCACCAAAAAAAUGAGUAAACUGGAAGUUUUAAUAGUCACAAAUUAUGGUUUUCAUUGUUCUGAGUUAACCAAGUUUGAGCUACUUGGUUUUUUAUCAAACUUGAAAAGAAUAAGGUUGGAGAAAGUUUCUGUCCCUCGCCUAUGCAUAUUGAAGAAUCUGCAAAAACUGUCCCUUCAUAUGUGCAAUACAAAAAAUGCUUUUGAAAGUUGUUCUAUCCAAAUUUCAGAUGUUAUGCCAAAUCUAGUGGAGUUGAGCAUUGACUAUUGUAAAGAUUUGAUUAAAAUGCCUGAUGGGUUUUGUAACAUAACCAAAUUGAAGAAACUCAGCAUCACCAACUGCCACAAUCUUUCUGCAAUGCCUCAAGAUAUUAAAAACAUGGUGGAUUUGGAAGUGUUAAGGCUUUGUUCCUGUUCUGAUUUAAAAGAGAUGCCAGAAUCUGUUGCAGGCCUUAACAAGCUACGUUGUCUCGACAUCUCAGACUGUGUGAGUCUUCCAAAAUUACCGGACGAUAUCGGUCACUUGCAAAAGCUUGAGAAGCUCUCCAUGAAAGGUUGCUCAGAGUUGAGUGUAUUGCCUGAUUCUGUCAUCUAUUUUGGAAAUUUAAAUCACGAGAUGCAUGUGAUCUGUGAUGAAGAAGGUGUUGCCUUAUGGGAACAGUAUCCCAACAUUCCCAAUAUAAAGAUAUAUAAGGCUGAAGUAGAAAUUAACUUAAAUUGGCUUCAUGGAACUCGUUCCUGAGUAUUGGUUCAUGUAGAUAAAGUGACUUGAAGUCAUGUUGAUACUUGUAAACAAUGUUGCUACUUGCUACACAUAUGUUUUCCUAUUUAUCAUGUUGUCCAUUUAACUGUAGUGAUUUUUGUUGGACUAUACUGUAAUAUACAUAGUUGAGACUUGAGAAACAUGUUAGAGCUCAACAGAUAGAAAAAUAAACUAAGAGAAAGGUGAAUGAAAAAGUUUAUUACAA